UGUGGCGCGGGGCCGGCGGGCGCGCUGAGCCGCUCUCUCCUGCUGGAGGAGACGAGGCGGAGCGCCGCGAACGCGGAGAGAAGGUGACCCCGCGGCGGGUACUAAAUAAAUCAAGAUGUCUUCGGCACCUGAGCCUCCAGCCUUUAAAAAGGAGACACCCAAGGAGAAAGACUUUGGAAACCCAGGGCUCAGAGGGGUCCGCACCACAACCUUAUUUCGAGCUGUGAAUCCAGAGCUCUUUAUUAAACCUAACAAACCUGUAAUGGCUUUUGGAUUGAUAACCCUUUCCCUUUGCGUGGCUUAUAUUGGUUAUCUACAUGCAACACAGGAGAAUAAGAAGGACCUCUGUGAAGCUGUUGACAGUGAGGGGCACAGUUACAUGAGGAGGAGAACGUCUAAGUGGGAUUAGCAGUGCUGGUGACUGCGGACGGAGCUGCAUGGCAGGGCUCUGAAAUCUUCCACUCAAGGUUAUGCCCGCACAAGAGGAUGUUUCUUGUUCUGGGAUUAGCUAGUAAGGGAGCAGGGUGGCACUUACAGCCAGACAACUGGAGUGAGUGUUGUCCUAUAGUUGUUACCUCAUUCUUUUUCCACAGAAAGAGCUUCACAAUAUUUUCUUUUAUUAAACCCUCUUAUAAAAGUGCCAGGAGAAUGGAAGUCAUUUUCAUGAGUUAAAUUUGCAUAGUAUUUUCAAUAUUUUAAGGGGAAUUAUGCAUUUACAACUGUCUUGAGGGUUUUAGUUUGUUUUGCUAUUUGCAAAGACAGUGUUCAUUUUACACCUGGCAUGGGACCUAUAUUUUAAGAAAAAAUAAUGGUAAAUUAUUGUAAAGCCUUCAUUUAAAAGCAAAUCAUUUUUACAGGGUAACAAAUCAUUCAUAUAGUUUGAUUUUUCAUUUCAACUAAUUUUGGCCCAGAAUUUUAUUAUAAUUGAAGAGAUGCUGAUACUCCCACACACCUGUUAAAGAUUAAAUGAGCGAAUAACCUAAA
Messenger RNA from Vicugna pacos (alpaca), 984 nucleotides. RefSeq names its product small integral membrane protein 8 (gene SMIM8). The record is from RefSeq and is a predicted model, not a curated record. Lineage: Eukaryota; Metazoa; Chordata; Mammalia; Artiodactyla; Camelidae.